Messenger RNA from Oryzias latipes (Japanese medaka), 456 nucleotides. The record is from RefSeq and is a predicted model, not a curated record. Lineage: Eukaryota; Metazoa; Chordata; Actinopteri; Beloniformes; Adrianichthyidae.
AUGUACAACGCUUUCAGGUUAGAGAUCUGCAGUUUGUCAGAGACCAGCUGUGAAGCUCUGGUCUCAGCUCUGAAAAAAAACCCGUCCAAUCUGACAGAACUGGACCUGAGCAGGAACGACCUGCAAGAUUCAGGAGUUGUUCAUCUGUGUGGUUUUCUGGAGAGUCCAGACUGCAGACUGCAGACUCUGAGGUUGAACUACUGCUGUUUGUCAAAGAUCAGCUGUGCUGCUCUGAUCUCAGCUCUGAAGUCCAACAUGUCCAACCUGACAGAACUGAACCUGAGAGGGAACAACCUUCAGUCUUCAGAUGUUCAGCAGCUCCAGGAUGUGGUGGAGAGUCCAAACUCCAAACUGCAGACUCUGAGGUCAGAGCUGCUUCUUCUCACCUUCAUCCAGUGGAUGGAAAUGGACCACAGCAGUCUGCAGCUUUCUGUGGUGGAGCGGUCGUUCCACUGA